Schistocerca serialis cubense is the source of this 1275-nucleotide messenger RNA. RefSeq names its product major royal jelly protein 5-like. The coding region runs from base 1 to 1275 and encodes 424 amino acids. The record is from RefSeq and is a predicted model, not a curated record. Lineage: Eukaryota; Metazoa; Arthropoda; Insecta; Orthoptera; Acrididae. The transcript has 3 exons.
AUGUCUGCGCCUAUUGUGGUGCAGCGUCGGGCCGGCGCGCCCCCUGGCCUGGGCGGAGUACGCUAUACGGCGCGUCCCGGACUCAUCCGCUAUUCAGCGCGCGCGCCUCGCGGCGGACAGGGCAAUGCUUUUAGCCCUCCGCCCUGCGUCACACAGGGCUGGCCGGGCGGCGGCGCGCGUGCGGUGUCGCCAGCACACGGCUGCCCCGGGGGACACGAGGCUCCGGCCGAAGAACGAGGGGUCCGCGAGCGCGUCGCAGCGCUCCCACGGGACGAGAGAAAAGUCGAAAUCACCUUGGGAAGAGUUGACAGGUUGGAAAGAGUUGACAGGUUGGAAAGAGUUGACAGGUUGGAAAGAGUUGACAGGUUGGAAAGAGUGGACAGGUUGGAAAGAGUGGACAGGUUGGAAAGAGUGGACAGGUUGGAAAGAGUGGACAGGUUGGAAAGAGUGGACAGGUUGGAAAGAGUGGACAGGUUGGAAAGAGUGGACAGGUUGGAAAGAGUGGACAGGUUGGAAAGAGUGGACAGGUUGGAAAGAGUGGACAGGUUGGAAAGAGUGGACAGGUUGGAAAGAGUGGACAGGUUGGAAAGAGUGGACAGGUUGGAAAGAGUGGACAGGUUGGAAAGAGUGGACAGGUUGGAAAGAGUGGACAGGUUGGAAAGAGUGGACAGGUUGGAAAGAGUGGACAGGUUGGAAAGAGUGGACAGGUUGGAAAGAGUGGACAGGUUGGAAAGAGUGGACAGGUUGGAAAGAGUGGACAGGUUGGAAAGAGUGGACAGGUUGGAAAGAGUGGACAGGUUGGAAAGAGUGGACAGGUUGGAAAGAGUGGACAGGUUGGAAAGAGUGGACAGGUUGGAAAGAGUGGACAGGUUGGAAAGAGUGGACAGGUUGGAAAGAGUGGACAGGUUGGAAAGAGUGGACAGGUUGGAAAGAGUGGACAGGUUGGAAAGAGUGGACAGGUUGGAAAGAGUGGACAGGUUGGAAAGAGUGGACAGGUUGGAAAGAGUGGACAGGUUGGAAAGAGUGGACAGGUUGGAAAGAGUGGACAGGUUGGAAAGAGUGGACAGGUUGGAAAGAGUGGACAGGUUGGAAAGAGUGGACAGGUUGGAAAGAGUGGACAGGUUGGAAAGAGUGGACAGGUUGGAAAGAGUGGACAGGUUGGAAAGAGUGGACAGGUUGGAAAGAGUGGACAGGUUGGAAAGAGUGGACAGGUUGGAAAGAGUGGACAGGUUGGAAAGAGUGGACAGGUUGGAAAGAGUGGACAGUGCACUGUGA